AUGGAUAGGGUGCGGCGAGGCAGCGUGCUGGGGCAGGUGGGCACUGCACUGGCUGCAUGGAUUGGGGCCACGGCCCUGAUGCCAGGCAGGCACACAGCCAGCAGCACCCUCGACCUGUCAACCCUUCAGGACAGCCUUAUCAACGCCAGCGCCUCACCGUCUGGAUCUCGCGGGCGGUGA
Auxenochlorella protothecoides is the source of this 180-nucleotide messenger RNA. RefSeq lists its product as hypothetical. The record is from RefSeq and is a predicted model, not a curated record. The transcript has a single exon. The coding region runs from base 1 to 180 and encodes 59 amino acids. Lineage: Eukaryota; Viridiplantae; Chlorophyta; Trebouxiophyceae; Chlorellales; Chlorellaceae.